Messenger RNA from Trypanosoma grayi, 328 nucleotides. RefSeq lists its product as hypothetical. NCBI's taxonomy places the organism in Eukaryota, Euglenozoa, Kinetoplastea, Trypanosomatida, Trypanosomatidae. The transcript has a single exon. The record is from RefSeq and is a predicted model, not a curated record. The annotation marks the transcript as partial.
CAUUCCCCCGCCGCCGCCUACCGGUUGGGUGGAGGGCAACGUUGUGCCGUACGACCUUGUUGUUGUCGGCUCGGAUGGCACGUGGGAGCUUCAAUGUAUUGCGCACGUCGCCGCCCGCGUGGAUGAGGUGGUGCAGCCGUUGCUCCUUGAGCGCCCAAGCGCAGACGCCACGGCGAAGGCCCAGGAGGAGUUUAACGCCGCCGUGGAGAAAGCUCUGCAAAAGGUCAUUUUGGAUACACUACGCAAAGGCGGCGCCACGUUUUGCUGCCCAAAAGCAAUAGCCCCAGGGGGGGAUAACAUGUCAUUGGCGCUCAUGCUCCUCUUGUGA